Molecule: messenger RNA, 1663 nt
Organism: Symbiodinium sp. CCMP2456
Lineage: Eukaryota; Dinophyceae; Suessiales; Symbiodiniaceae
Source: the annotation of a GenBank genome assembly
AUGGUCGACUUCAACGCGCCCGGCAGCAAUCUGGCGAUGGUUGUCGCGGACAGCGACGAGGGGCUUCUCGUCUCACCCUUGUCAGAGUUCGACCUGAACGUCUCGAUCAUGACCCCGGUCUAUGGCGGCGUCUACGGAACCCCUCUCCUUCGGUCCUUGACCGAAGCUCCCCACCAACUCGACAACGGCGACUACGCCGUGGCGGUUGGCCUCGUCCGGUUCAACCCGGCCAUUCCGACGUUCUUUGUCUUGGAGAGCUUUCUGCAACUCCGCUUGGCUGGUUCCUCCGCCACGGCUUUGACGGGCGUGGCCGGCACCCCCAACAACAUUGGCGAUUCCUACACAUUCUUGGAUGACACGAUCGUCUCGCUCGGCGGUCUCGCCAGCGUGGCGACGGCCGAAGGCCUCUGGUCCAGCCCGACGGACUACAUCGAUUUUUCGCCGUCCGACGCUUUUGUGUUUUCACUCUCUCCUUCGCCGGCCGGCCCCCAGGACUGGAUUGGCUCGGUGUUCCCCGAACCCGGAACCGCUUCAUUGGUGGCCCUGGCAGUCCUCGGACCCGCCCUAGGGGCCAGCUUUGCCACUCGCGCCAACCGUCUUGAGUCUCGCCGCCACCACGCGGCUAACAAUCACCACCUCGCACGGCAAUUGGCCGUGCAGUUUGCGACAGCAGAGUCGAGGCAAAUGGCGAGCACCUUGCGUAUCCACUGCGCGCUAAUCAUGAGCGUUGCAAUGAUGACUCCCUCGACAUCAUUGGCGAGCUCAACCGCGACCACCUCUUGGUCUGCUAUCGGCGCCGCGGACUGGCUCGACGCCGCGAACUGGACGAACGGCGUCCCGGGCGUCACCGAUUCGGCCGAGAUUUCCAACGACGGCAUCGCGGUCAUCUCAUCCAACGUCAACGGGCCCGACGAACUGCUGCUUGGCGGCGACGCCGGCGCCGGCGCCGUUGAGUUGGCCGGCGGGACCUGGACCCCUCGACUGAUCCGCUUCUCCGACAUCCCGCUAGCCGACAUCAACGGGCCCUACCUCGGCCGACUCGCUAUCGAAUCCGGAGCCGUCUUCAAGCCGGGCGGCAUCUUCGGUGCGAACGGACUCAUCGAGCAAAGCGGUGGAUUGUUCCAGAUGAGCCAACUGACGGUCGCCGGCAUGCAGAAGCAGACCGGCGGCAAGCUGGAAGUCGGUUUCGAGUUCACGACCUACCCCGGAUCGCGCUUCGAGAUAUCGGGCAACAGCAUCGUCGUCCUGCCUGAGAAUGUGUCGAUCGGCGGCGACGUCUUGCAGACGGGGGGCCAGCUCGGAGCGUCUUUCAGGAGCAGUCUGUCUACCGGCGUGUACCGCGUUGAGGGCGGCGUCUCACGCCUAGGUAUCGCGACGAUCGGCGAUGGCGCCCGCCUCGAAGUCGCCGGCGGCGAAGUCGUUCUCGACAAACCGUUCGUCACGCCGGCAUCCUACGGCGCUAUCGGCACGGUGGAGGUGUCGGGCGGCGAGCUCGCCUUGGUCAACAGCAUCGAGGUCGAUAGCGGGCCGAUCCAUUUUAUAGCGGGGAACUGGACCCUCGAUGUCCGAGGCGGCAUCGCCAGCCUGCAAGAUUCGGUCUUCGACGACGUCUCGGGAGCCGUGCUCGAGAAAGCGCCCGGCACCCUCACAAUCUUGCCAACUG